Somion occarium is the source of this 1203-nucleotide messenger RNA. NCBI's taxonomy places the organism in Eukaryota, Fungi, Basidiomycota, Agaricomycetes, Polyporales, Cerrenaceae. The record is from the annotation of a GenBank genome assembly.
GGUCGCUCGGACGCUCGUGGUGCUUGUUCGUUAGACUUGCAUUCUCUCGAUCCUUAGUGUUAUUUGAAGUGCUUUAAGAGUUUCUUCAAGAUGCCUUCACGACGACGACACCGAUCAGAUUCACAAGAGCGUUCUGAAUCUCGCAGUCGCAGUCGCUCUCGACACCGUUCUCGCUCACGUUCGCCCGGACAGAUUCGUCUUCCAUACGAUGCUUCGCCUAUCUCAGAAUCAGAUUACUUCCUGAAGAGCGAUGAAUUUAGGGUGUGGCUUAGGGAUGAGAAACACAAAUAUCUGGAUGAACUGACGAGCGAAAGAUCGCGCAAGUACUUUCACAAAUUCGUCAAGGCGUGGAACGGCGGAAAGCUCUCCAGAUCCCUAUAUUCAGGUGUCGAUGCUCAGUCCGCCAGUAGUCAAACUGCCUACAGAUGGUCUUUCGCAUCAAAAGCCUCGAAAGCCGACAGUGAGGCACUACGUGCCGCUCGUGAGGAUGUUGACACCUCCACGUAUAAGAGAUCAUCUCGUUCUAGCACAGGACCUUCUAUAAAUGGUCCACGAAGGAUGCAAGGUCCUACUCUUCCUUCCCAAUCCGACUUGACUCUUGCUCGCGAGACCACUGAGGAGCAGCGAAAGGCAGAACGUGACUACAGUCACAAACGCGAGCGGAAGGAAGCCAAGGAAAAGCUGGAAGAAGUCGUUGGUCCGAAGGCGGUCGGAAAGGAAGCACUGCUUGAGAAAAAGCGAGCGAAACGGGAGGCCGAUCGGUCCUUCAGAGAGAAAGGGGAUGAUGAUUUCGAAGCAGAUGAGUCCACACUGAUGGGAGGUGGCGACAGCUUUCAAGAGCAGCUUGCUCGCCGAGAAGCAGCUCGCCGGCGCCGCGAAGAGAAGAAAUUUGGUGGCAAGGAUGAGAAAGUUUCCGCUGCCCGUGAGCGAGCUGAGGUUAUUCGUCAAAAAGACGAGCAAACAAUGACCAUGUUCAUGCAAAUGGCAAAGGAAAAGUUCGGUUAAUAUUCAAACUUCCACACAGAUGUUCCGUAUGUCUUUAGUCUCGUAGCUAUAGGAGCCAAUGUGUUUUGAAUAUAUCAUACUGCAUAAAUACAAGUCGAUGCCCCGUAAUGUAUUCGAAGACUUCACAUCCAUGCUCUGUCCUCGACGUCCAAGAGCUCGGACUAAACGUAGCAAUGACAAUAUCAAUCAAUAGAUGAA